GUAUAGCAGGAGCUAGUUGGCUUCUGGAUACAUGGGAAGAGCAAUCCCAUCUAUACAGCAUUACGCACAAGAACAGGAAAGGAGUAACUAAGACGAAACUAGCAGGUAAAGCAUAUCAUCGACAACUUCAUAAUGUCAGCAGCCAAAAUGGAGAGCGGCCAAAAGAGUUCAAAAAGUGUUUGUUCCCGAGUUAUGGGCGUUCUGAAGGGGGUAUCUGUGGAGCCGCUGAUGCUGCUCGAUGGUCUGGCCUUCUCCAACAUGCACGUGUACAUAGAGAACAUGCAGAUGGAGCGAGUGUGCCGAGUGGGCAGUGGCUUCUCCCAGCAAGUGUGCGACGACCUCAAGAGUGAUCCAGCAGCCAGUGUGGAGGUGCAGCAGAGGUACAGCGUGUUCGCCCUCUAUAAUGGCAUCAUCGCCGCCGCUCUCCCACUCUUCUUCAUCCUCUUCAUGGGCGCCUGGAGUGACAAGUAUGGCAGGAAGGUGCCACUGGUGGCAGUGCAGGUGGGUCACGUUCUCCACGCCGCAGGCUACUUGUUGGCGUCUUUGGCACCGCAGUGGCCUGCCGAAAUGCUGCUCUUGGUCACACUGCUAGACACUCUGGGAGGCGGCACCGUGUCAUUCCUGACGGCGGCCAACUCGUACAUCAGUGACGUGUCUUCAGAAGAGUCGCGCACAUCAAGAGUGGGACUGGCCAACAGCAUCUGGUUCUUGGGAGGCCCCGUCGGUACUCUGAUGGGCACUUACAUCUACACGUGGGGCGGCUACCUACCACUCUUCGCUACUUCCCUCACGCUGUCUCUGAUGGCCGUGGUGUACGUGGUCGUGUGCCUUCCUGAGAGUCACGGACCCUUCGCCAAGAAGGCCGACGCCAGCGCCCCGGGACACAAGUCCCAGGUGGAGCUGCGGGACAGUGUGGCGGUGGUGUACGGGAUGGAAGUGAAGGCAACACCCUCCUCCACACUCCACAACACCCGCCCAACUCUCUCAAUCAUGAUCAAGGACUUCUUCAACCCGCGCCGCAUCUUUGACAGUUUCAAGUCGACUCUGAGGCAACGUGAGGGUAACACUCGAGCCCUCAUCCUUAUCCUCAUCUUCACCAGCCUCCUCAGACGAGUCACAAGAUCGCCUUACGUGUUCGCCUUCACGCGCCACGUGCUGGGCUGGGAGGCCAGCGACUACAGCCUCUGGGUUACCUACAAGAACCUCGUGGCUACUACAGGUUCCCUGGUGGCGGUGCCACUACUGAGUGGCCGUCUGGGGGUGGCAGACAAUGUGCUGGCCAUGGUGGGGGCCAUGUCCGGGGUCCUCGAGUAUGUCGUCUACGGCUGUAUCUCCGACACUCGACCAUAUUUUAUCUGGAUAGCUCCAGUAGCGGCUCUGCUGCUCAACUCCUGCACCAUCGCCCAGCGGGCCAUGAUGACCAAGUUCGUCGCCAGGGAUGAGAUCGGUAAGGUGUCUGCUGUGCUGGGAGCCCUUGACGGCCUCAUGCCCAUGGUCAACUCUGCCCUCUACACCGCCAUCUACCACGCCACCGUCAGCGUCUUCCCCUCAGCCCAUUUCUUCCUGGGAGCUUCAGCCAGCGGCCUCAUGAUCGUUUUCUUCUGCAUCAUCAUCAACACCGACAAAUCUGAUGAGUAUGACGUAGAAGGUGCCAAGCCCAGUGCUGCCUCUGACAUCAUCACCAGCAAGUCACUAGUGGUAAGGACCGACUCUUCCUGGCUGGCCUCUGACGCCCUGGCACUCGCCUUCUACACCUCCAGCCUGCACGUCCUGCCCGACCACCAUCAUAACCAUCCAAAACAACAAACUGAGGAGAUUCGCUACUAGACUGUGACGGUAAUUGUCUAGUUCAGUGACGCAACAAAACAGAACCAAAGACUAUUUAUUUUUAUUUGUUGAAAGAGAAAAAAGAGAAAUAAUGUAAUUGCAACUUUUCACAGGUUAGGU
Messenger RNA from Homarus americanus (American lobster), 1947 nucleotides. RefSeq names its product proton-coupled folate transporter-like. Gene Ontology annotation, molecular function: transmembrane transporter activity. Gene Ontology annotation, cellular component: membrane. The record is from RefSeq and is a predicted model, not a curated record. Lineage: Eukaryota; Metazoa; Arthropoda; Malacostraca; Decapoda; Nephropidae. The transcript has 6 exons. Gene Ontology annotation, biological process: transmembrane transport. Bases 133 to 1827 code for a protein of 564 amino acids.